CAAUAGUCGUAUGUGCAACUUUCCCACCUUUUAUUUUAAAUAACUUUUAAUAGUCCCCUCUUUCUCGUGACACUAUUGUGAAUUAUAACUACAAAGCAUAGUAUGUACGAUUAUCCAGAAAAAUUGAUCGUAGUCCCUUUACAUAAUAAUGAGAUAUUAUUACCUGCUAUUACUUUACGUCUCUUGAUUCGUGGUAAACAAGCAGCAGAACUCACUAAAGCCUAUUUUAAACAGCAUUCAUCUUCUAUACAGCAAGAUAUUUAUGUUGCUUGUAUUCCUUUAAGACAAGGAGAAGAGAAUCAUGAUGAUGAUGAUGAUGAUGCUAUCGUUUCACAGGCACCUCAAGUACCCUUACCCUCAAAUAUGUCAAUAGCAGACAGCAACAACUUAGUCUCAAUCAGAGACAGAUAUCGUCUUAUUGGUUUUGGAUGUCUAGCACGUAUUGUACGCGUUCAAAGAUCAGGAACUAAUCUCUUUGGUGUCUUUGUGGAGGGAAUUUGUCGGUUCAAACUGGAUCGAUUCACUCAAAAUACACCCUCUAUGCCUUUCGCUAAUUACUGGACAGUCCAUGUCCUUCAUUACGAUUAUCCAUCUACAGCCACAACUCUAUUCAAUAGAAAAUUUAUAAACCUAACAGAGAGUUUGAUAGAGAUCAUGAAACAACAUAGGAUAUCAAGUGAUCUGUUGGAACAACUGAUCAAAAUAAGGGGCUCACAUUCAGUCUCUGACUUUGCAGACUUCUUGACGUCUAUCAUUGAUACAAGUUAUGAAGAACGUUUGAAAAUGUUAGAGACACAUGAUAUAACAACGAGGUUAGAGAUGAUAUGUGGAUAUUUAAUGAGACAACUGAGUGUUCUAAAAAUUUCUGGGGCUUUAGGAGGAGCACUAGAAGGAAAACUAACACGACACCAGCGUGAAUUCUAUCUUCGUCAACAAUUGGAAGCUUUACAAGAGGAUAGAACUAAUAGUCAUAAUGAUAAUGAUGAUGAUAAUAUCGCUGUAUUAAAUCAACGUUUAGUAAAAGCCAAUUUACCAGAACAUGCUAUUCGUAUUGCUCAGCGUGAACUAAAAAGAUUAAAGAAAAUGCAACUAACCAAUUCUGAAUGGGCUGUUGGAUAUAACUACCUCACUUGGCUAGCAGACUUACCCUGGUGUCGUUCUAGCGCUUUAAUAGUCGACGUAGACCGCUCAAGACGACAAUUGGAUGCUGAUCAUUUUGGAUUGCAAAAAAUCAAGAAGCGAAUCAUUGAGUAUAUAUCUGUAUUGAAGACAAAAAAGGAUUUAAAGGCACCUAUCUUGUGUCUUGUGGGCCCACCUGGUGUAGGCAAGACAUCUUUAGGAAAGUCGAUUGCUCAAUCGAUGCAAAGAAAAUUUCAUCGUAUUUCAUUAGGCGGAAUUCGAGAUGAGGCAGAAAUAAGGGGGCAUCGUCGUACAUAUGUUGGUGCUAUGCCAGGUCUUAUUAUUCAAGCACUUUGCAAAUGUCAAGUCAAUAAUCCUCUACUCCUUUUAGAUGAAAUAGAUAAACUUGUACAUCAUUCACAGCAUGGAAACCCUGCUGCUGCCCUUUUAGAAGUGCUUGAUCCAGAGCAAAAUUCAACCUUUAAUGAUCACUAUCUUAAUGUGGCCUUUGAUUUAUCUCAGGUCCUGUUUGUGGCAACGGCCAAUAACUUGGAUACAAUUCCUGCGCCUUUAUUAGACCGUAUGGAAGUGAUUGAGCUAGAAGGAUAUACGAUCGAAGAAAAACUGGAUAUUACAAAACGACAUUUGGCUCCAAAACAAAUACAAUAUCAUGGUAUGAGGCUAGAUCAAGUCAUAAUCAAUGAUCAAGCAAUACUAUUUAUAAUUGAAAGGUAUACAAGAGAAAGUGGAGUACGUGAGCUAGAGAGACAAUUAGGUGCUACUGUACGUGCUAAAUGUGUGCAGUUUACUACAUCACAGCAGCAAUAUGAACCAAAUGUGGAGGUUAAACAUAUUGAAUCAAUAUUAGGGAAUACAAAGUUUGAAAAAGAAGUAACAGAAAGAGAAGCAUAUGCUGGUGUUGUAAUUGGCUUAGCUUACAUGAAUCAGGGUAAUAGUAGUAUCUUAUUUGUUGAGGCUACUAAAAUGCCAGGUAAUGGCCAAUUACAUUUGACAGGAUCGCUCGGCACUGUUAUUCAGGAAUCAGCACAAUUGGCUUUAUCUUGGGUCAAAUCUAACGCCUAUACUUUAGGCUUAGUAUCUCAUUCAAAAGAGAAAAUGGUUGAAAAUGAUGAUAUUCAUAUUCAUUUUCCAAGUGGCUCCAUUCCCAAAGAUGGCCCUAGUGCAGGUAUUACACUUGUAUGUGCACUUAUUUCGCUUUAUUCAAACAAACCAGUUCCAAUUACAACAGCCAUGACAGGGGAAAUUUCACUUCGAGGCCAGGUUCUACCUGUUGGAGGAGUCAAAUCUAAAGUGCUUGCAGCUCACCGAGCCGGUAUACGUAGAAUUAUCUUACCGUUUAAAAAUAAACGAGAUAUUGAAGAUGUGCCCAAUAUAAUACGUGAUCAAAUCGAAUUUUGUUAUGUCAAGACAAUUUGGCAUGUUCUUAGCUUUGUUUUUAACAAUAAGCAACAAAUUAGGAUGGAUGAAAGUCAUUUAUAAAAAAGAAAAGAAAA
Cokeromyces recurvatus is the source of this 2633-nucleotide messenger RNA. RefSeq names its product ATP-dependent protease La. The record is from RefSeq and is a predicted model, not a curated record. The transcript has 7 exons. Gene Ontology annotation, molecular function: ATP binding; ATP hydrolysis activity; ATP-dependent peptidase activity. The coding region runs from base 103 to 2619 and encodes 838 amino acids. Gene Ontology annotation, cellular component: peroxisomal matrix. Lineage: Eukaryota; Fungi; Mucoromycota; Mucoromycetes; Mucorales; Mucoraceae. Gene Ontology annotation, biological process: protein processing; protein catabolic process; protein targeting to peroxisome.